This is a messenger RNA of Alosa sapidissima (American shad), 3865 nucleotides long. RefSeq names its product STAM binding protein-like 1 (gene stambpl1). Gene Ontology annotation, cellular component: endosome; membrane. Lineage: Eukaryota; Metazoa; Chordata; Actinopteri; Clupeiformes; Clupeidae. The record is from RefSeq and is a predicted model, not a curated record. Bases 606 to 1985 code for a protein of 459 amino acids. Gene Ontology annotation, biological process: protein K63-linked deubiquitination. The transcript is spliced from 11 exons. Gene Ontology annotation, molecular function: metal-dependent deubiquitinase activity; K63-linked deubiquitinase activity; protein binding.
UGAAGGAUUGUUUCACUUUGUCCACGGACAUCAGGCGUUAAUAAUCUACAAUGGCCUACUGAAUCUUAUCAUCUAAUUUCUCAUGAUGUAGGCCUAGCCUACGAGACUGCAAAAGGAACCAGUAUUUUGUUUGAGGGCAGUGCGCGUGACGCGACCAGGCUAACUACAGUAGGUUACGUUGACCAGUGACAUUCUGGAGUGGUUUCAUCCCCACCCCCUUCAGCUGUCACAUUGUAAUAACUGCUGCUACAGCCGCCUCGGCGUUGAUUUGACUGCGGAGCUUUACGAACCAUCUCCGGCGGUCCUUAUAGGAUAUCUGGUUUGAAAGACAGCUUUCAGCCAUUUUUAUCACCGGUAAACUUUCGUUGAGCCCAGAAACGUGUCUCAUUCUGAAUAAUGGUUUUAUGAAGUGACAAAGAAGCAUAAACAAAAGCCAAAAAACGCGAGGUUUGGAUAUAAAAGAGCUCUGCCUUUUAUUGACGCCAGGUUUCUGUUUUUGCACUGAAUUCUAGCAUGUGCUACAUGUGACGACAAGGAUGCGCGGAGCGUGGGACCAGCAGCAGCCCGGCUGAAUAACUGUGAGCCAGAGUCCGGGGGGGCAACAGAUGGACUCGCUGGGAAGACUGGAGCCUGCUGUCAGCCUGCCUGCUAGAGACACCAUGGAGCAAAGCUUCAGCUUCAACACGUUGAAGCUGGCGGCAGUACCGGAUCACACCGACGUGAGCCUGACCGCGGCGGAGCGCGUCCGUGCCCUCAGCAAGAUGGGCUACAACAUCGAGAUCAACGAGGAGGUGACGCCACGGCGAUACUUCCGCUCCGGUGUGGAGAUGGAGCGCAUGGCCGCCGUCUACCUGGAGGAGGGCAGUCUGGAGAACGCCUACGUGCUCUACAACAAGUUUAUUACUUUAUUUGUGGAGAAGCUCCCCAGCCACCGGGACUACCAGCAGUGUAGCGUGCCAGAGAAGCAAGUCAUCAUGAGGAAAUUGCAAGAAGUGGCUUUUCCACGGAAGGACCAGCUCAAGAAGCUUCUGCACGAAAAGUACAGCAAAGAGCACAGCGAGUACUUGAAGCGGCAGAGCCAGGUGGCGUGCGCGGCGCAGCAGGGCUGUGACGAGCGUCUCCAGCGCCUGUCUCUGCUGGAGGAGGAGCGCCAGCGCGUGCAGCACCUCCGCCGCAUGCAGAUCGAGUCCGAGCAGUUCCGCUACUUCGAGGACCAGCUGCGGCGCCAGGAGCUGGCCAGCCGUCGCCAGGACGAGCCCGUGGCUACGGCGACGGCCGCGACCGGUGCGUCCGGCAAGGUGCCUGAACAGACGGACGGCUCGUGUCUCUCGCACGGCACCAAGAACCACGUACGCUUGGACCCCAACCGCAACAAGAGCCCGGCGGCAUCCGGCACCGGAAACAACGCCGUGCCUCAGGUCAAGCCGGCCGCCACCUUAGCCGCAGUGCAGAAUCAGCGAGUAGAUGGUCUGAGGCGCGUGCUCGUGCCCAGGGACCUGACGCACCGGUUCCUUCUACUGGCCGACAGCAACACGGCGCGGGGCAUCGAGACAUGUGGGGUGCUCUGCGGGAAACUGACUCAUAACGAGUUUGUGCUGACCCACGUGAUCGUCCCCAAGCAGUCGGCCGGGCCAGACUACUGCGACAUGGAGAACGUGGAGGAGCUCUUCAACUACCAAGACCGCCACAGCCUGCUCACACUGGGCUGGAUCCAUACCCACCCGACCCAGACGGCGUUUCUGUCCAGCGUGGACCUGCACACACACUGCUCCUAUCAGCACAUGCUGCCCGAAGCCAUCGCCAUUGUCUGUGCUCCCAAGCACAAUGACACAGGAGUGUUUAGACUCACCAGCUCGGGGAUGGGGGAGGUGGCCGGCUGCAGACUGAAGGGCUUUCAUCCGCAUUCAAAGGAUCCACCUCUAUUCACUAUCUGCAAACACGUUGUCGUGAAAGACACCAAGACAACGGUACUAGACCUCAGAUGACAGGGGAGCCGGAGACAAGAACCUCAUAACGCAGUGAACAUGACCGCAAGCUCUUUUUUGCAGAGGCCGACCGGUCCUAUUUUUAUCUCUGUUUACAUGAAGGCUUUUGUAUCUAUUUAUUUUGAACUGAAGUACUGUGGAUUUGCUUCUUUUUUUUUUGCCGCCCUGAAUGUUGUGAAGACGUUUUGAUGCCGGUGCCCUGGAGUUGUUCUGAACUUGUGUUGUUUAAUAUAUUUUUAUUAUUAUUUUGGAGGAGGGUACUUUCUCUUACUCCUUACUAUGCUCUUAAAUAGUUUGUUAAUAUAAUCCGUGAGUACAUCCACUAAACGAAACCUGGGGGGGGGGGGAUGCUCCAAGAACGUGUGAGGGGUAAACUUACUCAGGUUUAUCACUAAACCAGAUUCUUGGAAUACCCCACUGCUCUUGGAAGGAUAAUAAUUUUGUGAUCAAAUAUAUGCAGGUUUUCAUUUGAACACCAGAUGGCAUUGUAGAUCCAUUGGAAAGUGCCAGAAAAGCUAUGGUGAUUUUUAUCGAUGCCUUCAGAAGGACAAGCCGAUUGACUUCAACUCGGCUUCGUGUACAGAUAAUGAAGACUUGAGUUUGUAGACAUUGAUGUGUUGACCAUUCAAUAAUUUUCAGUAUUCAGCCUGUGGUUUUGGGCUGGUCUAAAAACUUGAAGACAUUUUGGCAUUUUUACUUUCUACUUUGUCUGUGAAAUUGGUUAGUGGCCAACAGUCUCCCAGUCAAUAAUGGAGAGAACUCAAUAAGAUGUCAGGAUGUGAAUGGUACCGUCACCAGACUUCGCUGAGCCAUAUCGGAUGAUCUAGUCAGUCACACAGUGUUCUAGUCUUUAUUCCCUUUUGCCAUAUUUUGUUUGUAGUGAAGAAUGUGUGUUUUUCUUUUUUUCUCCUUAGUGUUAAGUGAUGUUGUAGAUGCAUUUUAAAGUUCUGUGUUAGUAUCAAGCUCUUUAUGUUGUUCACUUCUCAAGCCAAGCACACAGGUACGUCUGGCCUUCUGGUGGUAUGAUUGCUUAAGUUGGGAGAAAAUGUGUGAGAAUGAUCAAGAAAACACAGACAACGAACACACACACACACACACACACACACACACACACACACACGUGUACAUACUGUACACACACACACACACAAAACCAAAGGAGUUUUCAGAUAAAACCCCCUAAAGGCCUUAAUGGGAAAAGCUGUUCCUUUGUUACCCCCAUAUCUGUAGUCCAGCCCUACCACACACUCCCCCACUCCCUACCAGAACUCAGGUCCCCCCCCCCCCCCCCCAACACACACACACAUAUACACACACACACUCAGAAAUCACAUCAUCAGUAUACCGACAGCCACACUCCUACUCAAAAUACCGUAUUUCAAAUACCGCCAUUGAACAAUCUUCUUCAUUAUAUAUUUUAUUGCUGUUUUUUUUCCCUCAGACGUAUAACUGUAGAUUUUUAGGUGGUUGAGUGUGUGUGUGUGUGUGUGUGUGUGAAGCAAAACCUCAAAGCGAAAUAAACAAAUGGCUCUUGUGGCUAUAGUGUCAGUUGUUUAAAGAAUGAUGUUAUCUUUUCUUCCCCCUGUUUUACUCUUGUUUUCAUUAGUUUGAUUGUUUAUGAAGGUCUCUGUUGUGCAGCUGUGUAGUGUUGUAUAGUGUUGUGUUGGGUGGGGGGAGGGGGUAAAACAUUGUCUAAAGGUGUGUUGCUGGAGGAGACUUUGUGUCAUAUCUAUCUAUGUCUGCUGCUCCCUGUGUGAGGAAUGAAUGUCGGAGGUUGGUCUUGUGCGACACACAUGCUUAGAAUGUGCAUUAAGGAUAUCGUCAUGGAUACCUUUUUUUCCACUGACAAUUUGUUAUUAAAGAACGGUUGGUUAAAAAAA